CCCUUUCUUCUGUAGUGCAGUAAUAAGGUAGGAUCGAUCAAGAACAUGAACAUCAACCUAGAAAUUGGGUUCAGAUUCCUUCCACCUGAUGAACAAAUCAUCAGUUUCUUCCUCAAGAAUAAGAUGAUCGGUGAUCAUAAAACCACUCGCCAUAUCAGAGAGGUCGACCUCCUCAAGUAUGAGCCCUGGCAAUUACCUGCCGUGUCUUUAGUACAGUCUACAUAUCCAGAGUGGUUGUUCUUCUACAAACUCAACAAGAUUUCCGAGAAAAAAAUGGACAGGUUAACCAACUCUGGGUUCUGGAAAUCAACGGGUGCGGAUCGGCCAGUGAGUUAUGGAGGUAGGCAGAUUGGUACCAAGAAGACUUUGGUUUUUUAUACGGGGCGUACCCCUAGUUGUGUCAAAACCGAUUGGGUCAUGCACGAGUUCCGCGCCAAUUCCGACUUCCUUCCUCAUAAUGCGAAUAAUAGUUAUGUGGUCGGCUACUUGAGGAACAAUGCUGCUGAGAAAACUGAAAACUUGAUUUCAAAUGUCGGUCAGACAAGUGCACAUUUUGCGGCUUCUAGUUCCCCCAAAGAUGCUGUUUGGUUUACGUCUAUGGAGGUGGUUCGUCAACCGCAGUCCGAGAGUAUGGAUUAUGAAAUGGCUUUGCAGAUGCAGAUGCAGAUGGAAGAUGAGGGAAUAUUUGCUUCUGAUCUCUCACCAUCCAGGGGCACACAUGAUCUCCCUCCAGCCAGUGUCAAUAAUGAGCAGAUCAUGAUUGAAGAAGGCAUCUCCUUUGAGGAUCUGGAUUUCCUACCGCCUGAUGCAUUGGUUGAUGAAGAGCAAAAUGAGUGGCAACUUCAAUUCGACACCAUUGAGGAAGAAAGGGAAUUCAUGGAUUCUUUCUUCAGUAACCAAGAAGAACAUACCAAUGUAGAGGCUGAGCACAUAUAUUGCCUUGAUUACAGGGCAACAGACUAUGCUGGGAAUAGACACGACACUGACCCUAAAUGGGACAAUGCAUGGUGUGAUCAACUAGUUCAUAUGCCUGAUGAAACUCACCAUGGCCAUUCGGAAGGACUCAAUCAGAAGCGAAUGGAAACUGGUGUUCAUCAUGAUGAGAUCCUGAUAAUGGAUUCCGGGGUUGAAUCGGCAACAGUUACAGCCUAUGAGAUCAAUGGUCUUGAAUCGGUCAAGGAGGAAAGGUCAGUUAUCUCAAGAGCCUGCAAACCUGAGCCAAAAUCCCACAAGUCAGUGGCACAGGGGUAUCCAAGAAGAGUCCAAUUACAGGGUAAAUCUUCAGGGAAAGUAGUGUCCAGAGACAGGACCAGAGAGAGUGGCAUACAUAGUCCUGUUGUUCAGCCAGUCCAAAACAAGAAAUCAGUUGUGCAAACCAACAAAAGCCCUAAAAUGGAUCGGGACAGGAAUACCAAAUUGGUCUUGAACUCAAGAUCUGAAGUAUCGGCUGGCAACAGUAGGAAAAAUUCUUUCAAUUUCGUGGAGAUGUCCCAGCUAAGGGGCAAACGGAACCCACCAUCAGUAUAUGUUAGAAAUGUGAUAGUAGGCUCUAUUUUGUUCAUAUUUGUUGUUUGGCAAGUUAUGUUUAUUCGAUAGUUUUAGAGUUGUGUGUGAAUCUAGCAUUACAUUAUGGUAAGACACGCAUGGUUUAGAUCGCUAUGCUUGUGUCUCAUCUGUGAUGGAAAUAGGAACAAUGAUCUUAUAAAGACUUGUCCUUA
Hibiscus syriacus is the source of this 1718-nucleotide messenger RNA. Its product is annotated as NAC domain-containing protein 91-like. Gene Ontology annotation, biological process: regulation of DNA-templated transcription. The record is from RefSeq and is a predicted model, not a curated record. The coding region runs from base 46 to 1596 and encodes 516 amino acids. Gene Ontology annotation, molecular function: DNA binding. Lineage: Eukaryota; Viridiplantae; Streptophyta; Magnoliopsida; Malvales; Malvaceae. The transcript has 6 exons.